AGGGAGAGAGAGAGAGGGGCAGAGGAUAAGGGGAGGAGAGACAUAGAAAUCAUUAUACAUAAUAUCCCGGGAGGUGGAUGCAUCUCACACUCUACUACUCUAAAACUACUGGGACCCGGACCCGGACUCAUGGAUCCCAUCGUGGAAGUGGUGGCCCUGAUCCUGGGCUUCCUGGGCUGGGUUUUGGUGGGGGUGGCGCUGCCCAACCGCUACUGGAAGACCUCCACGGUGGACGGGAACGUCAUCACCACCUCCACCAUCUACGAGAACCUCUGGAUGUCCUGCGCCACCGACUCCACCGGCGUGCACAACUGCCGCGAGUUCCCGUCCCUGCUGGCCCUCAGCGGUUACAUCCAGACUCUAAGGUCCCCAGACCCUCAGACCCCCAGACCUUCAGACCCUCAGAUCUCCAGACCCUCAGAUCCCCAGACCCCUAGACCCUCAGACCCUCAGACCCUCAGACCCUCAGACUCUGGAUUUCUUAGAUACGAAUCUCCCCGUUACAUCCAGACCCUCAGACCCCCAGACCCUCAGACCCUCAGACCCUUAGAUACCCAGAUCCCUAGACCCUCAGACUCUCAGACCCUCAGACCCCUCAGAUCCCCAGACCCUCAGACCGUCAGACCCGGGGGCGGACAUAGUUACGUUCAGGCCUCCCGCGCCCUGAUGAUCGCCUCCAUCGUGCUGGGGACCUUCGGGCUGGUGGCGGCGCUGAUCGGAGUCCAGUGCUCCAAAGCCGGGGGGGAGAACUACAUGCUCAAAGGGAGGAUCGCCGGCACCGCCGGGGUCCUCUUCAUACUCCAAGGCAUUUGCACGAUGGUGUCGGUGUCCUGGUACGCCUUCAACAUCACGCAGGAUUUCUUUGACCCGUUCCAUCCCGGGAUAAGGUACGAGAUCGGAGAGGGGCUCUACAUCGGCUGGUGCUCGGGGGUGCUGGCCAUCGCCGGGGGGUCCUGCCUCACCUGCUCCUGCAAAAUGGCCACCGAGGAAAAAUACCCGCUGCCCUAUCAGCCCAGAGGAACCGUGUAUUCUGGAGCGGCGCCGAGCAGAAGCGCGGCCGCCAGCACCUACGGUCGCAACGCCUACGUCUGACCGAGUGUGGGGGCGUUUCUGGUGUGUCCCCCCUCCUCCCACCUCCUCUCGGCCUGCCUCCCCCCGUCUCAGGGGGGGAGGCCUUUGGCUGAGGUGUGCCGGCUGUUUUCUGGGGGCCUCCGCCAUCGUUCUGUAUAUAAGCCCAACGCGCCGCAAAGAGGACUGAGGCCGGGGGACUCUAUGCUUCCCUCGAUUCCUUCAAGAUAGCUAUGCAAGUCGAUGAUUUUCUGAGAAAUCCAGUCGUAAGAUGACUCCCGUUUUCUGAGGUCGGCGCGGACCCAUUCAGAUUUUGUUGGUGAUGUUUUGUACAGUUUUUUUCAGGUUCCUGUGAGAGACGGCGGAGAACUGAUGAUCGUUUUCUUUCAGUUUUGAUUUUUGUUUUUUACAACUGCACAGAAUAAAAUGUUUCAUGUUUAACA
This is a messenger RNA of Menidia menidia (Atlantic silverside), 1511 nucleotides long. The record is from the annotation of a GenBank genome assembly. Lineage: Eukaryota; Metazoa; Chordata; Actinopteri; Atheriniformes; Atherinopsidae.